GAGAGAGACUUGGCUCGUGGAGAGGGGGCAGAGAGAGAGACUGAGUGAGAGCGCUUAACAUCCAAAGGGGGGGGGAGGUUUGGGUACUGAGGGCGUUCUAGAGCCACACGCUGACACGGGUGAAGACUGCACUCAGGCUCCCAGCCACGCUGGAAAUGUGAAAGUUUGGAAAAGGCCAAGGAUUCAGAGCCGCUCUCCGCCGAGCCCUUAAGACCCCGAAAAUCUGCGCAGAACGGGUGAAAACCAGGCCGGCCCUUUUCCGACAUCGCUGCAGAGAACCGCUAAUGCAACGUGAUCCUCCAGGACUCUCGCUAAAAAUACCGCCAGCCCGAAGAACUCGCACAGGCUGCUUCUGCUUAAUUGGCGAAAGAUUAAAUAUUUUGUUUGGUAUUUUUUCUUCUCCCUUCGCAUUGCUCUAAUUGGACAUUCCAAGGCCGUUACAAAAUAUUCCGAAACUUUUUAGCACAAGAAACUUUAAGGUAAUAUAUUUUUGAAUCUAUUUUUGAAUAUAUAUAUACACUUCAGGACAGAAAGUUUGAAAAUCGUUUUGAGUAGGGUUAUUUUUAUUAAAAUAAUUUUUUAUUGGAAAUGCAAUCCUUUCCCAAAUCUUCAUGCCGUGUAAAACAGGAACCCGCCUGGAUUACGUACACUGAAAUAGUAAAUCUCUCCAUUGAAUGGGUUAGAAUAUUUCAAACAGAGAGACGGUUUUGAUUGUUUUGACAAAUAAAAAUCUACCUUGAGCUAUACCUGAAGCAAACCGAUUGUGGAAUGUCUUUGUGACUCACUGAGUUGAAACUUAAAGUGCUGGAAAGCUAAACGCCCUGCUUCAGACUAAAUGCCAGAUCAAUGCGAAUCACUUUGACCGUGUAAGCAGCACAGCAGCGAUAAGUGACAGAAAGAGCGGUUAGUUUUCUGGGGACACGGACCCGGUGGAGGAUGAGGAAAGCUGAGGUGCAGAUGACCCUGAAGAAGGGAGCGGAGGAAGAGGCCCGUGGGGGGGCCCCCCCUAGCCCCAGGAUCCCCCCGAAACGGGCCAAGGUGAGCCCGGACCAGGGGGUCCCGGACCCCGCAGAGUCGGUGUACCCCACCCCCACCCCGCCCAUGUUCAUCCGGAAGAUGCGGAACGCGGCGGUGGGCAUGGGGUGCGAUAUCCGGCUGAAGGUGGCAGUGGCGGGGGACCCCCAGCCCUCCCUGUACUGGUACCGGAACCAGGACCUCCUGGACCUGGAGAACCAGGAGUACGGCGGGCUGUGGAUCCGGGACUGCCAGCCCAGCGACGCCGGCCUCUACACCUGCAUCGCCAACAACUACCUGGGAGAGGCCAAGAGCAGCGCCGUGCUGGCCGUGCUCGACCUGGGAGAAGAUUCAGAGAACACAGAGGACGAAGCAGCGGAACCCCAGAUACCCAUGCAAAACCAAGAGGGGCCCACGGGGAUUCAGGACCAGGCUGCCCAUAGAGUGCCUGCAGGUGACGGCGACCGGAUGAUGGACCUGACACCAGACGCCAGCGGCCGCAGGGGUUCGAGGACGGACAGCUGGGCUGGCAGCCAGCACACAGUGGUAGAGAAGGAGGCUCCAGCCUUGGGUUCGAGAGCGCCUGGGCCCCAGGACCCCUCCAAGCCUGCCAGGAGCCAAACAGAAGACGUUUUGAGGGAAGCACACCCCCAAGUUCUCCCACCCCCCUCUCCCAAAAUUGGCCAGCGUUCCAUCACUUCCCCUAUAACUACCCGUUCCGGGUCAGCCCCUGGCACGCCACUCACCCCUCGCAAGAAAGUUGUUGUCCCAUCCGACUAUGUAGACACCGUAGCAGGAGAAUUUGAGGACAAGAUUAAGCAGCCAAAGUCCUCAGCCAUGUCUCAGAGUAGUAACCAGGACUCCCGCCCCCAGACCCCCGUCAGCGAGUAUUCCCGCAAGGACUUGACACUCCGUCCGUCACCGAAGCUGACUCGUGCCAGCUCUAAGAUCAUCGAAAAGGUGCGAGUCUUCGAGGAGCGAAGGAAGAGCAUCGACAAUCCAGAGGGAUCAAUCUCAGGAAGAUCCUGGGCCGGUUUCAACCGGGCCCCAUCCAUCGACUCGGACGAUGGGGGGAGCCGGUUAGGGAUCUCCCGAGAGAGCUCCAGGGAAGAUCUGCGGGAGGCCCUGAAGGCGGACGCAGCUGAGAGGAGGUCCAUGUUCCGGCAGAGGGCUGCCUCUCUGGAGGACCGGCCUCGCUACUCCCAAAAGGUCCAGGACAUCGAGAGCAAGUUCACAGAGGAGUUGCGGAGGAUCAAGAAGCUGGUGGGGAAGCCCCAUCUGGCAAAGUCCUUCUCCACAGAGCAGCUCUCUCCCCGUGGCAGGCAGCCACUCAGAAAACUGGAGCCCAUCCCCCCUCAGGUUCUACAGAAACUGCAGAUCCGCGAGCGCAUCCAGCAGGAAGAGGAGGAGAAACGGAGAGAGCAACUGAAAGAACGAUCGCCACAACGAUCACCUGAACCUGAAAAGAACCGGGAAGCCCAGAAAAAGGAGGAGCCUCCACCCCAACAACCCGAAACCAACAGGUCCUCAGUAAGCAGUGUGACGGUGAGUAGAUUUGGACAGGAAGAAAUCGCCCCUGAGGCUAUGUCAGUCACUGAGUUACCUGGACAACGGUCGCCAAGAAGAAGCCCAGUCAGGGAGCCGCCUCGGAGCACUUUAACACCAGAGACUCCAGGAUUGGCUGAAGAGCACCCACUCCCCCCUGCCUUACCGAAGGAGGAGCCAUCACCUAGGAAAGUUGAAAUAUCGGUACGGCAGGUAGAACGAAGGCCUCCAAGUCCGCUUGUGCAGAGAGGACCUCCUUUUGUACACGAACUCGCCCACUCCCCAGAUUCCCCCAUCAAAGAGUCUCUGAGGGAGGAGCCAAUGCCCAGGAAGGUGGGCCCGUCCUUGCGCAAGGUGGAGCAGAGGCCUCCGAGCCCGCUUGUGCAGAGAGAGCCUCAGCAUCCUGCCCAGGCCCCAACCAAGCCUCCAAGGCUCGUUCCUACCCGCGGUCCAGUCUCGGAGCAAGAGGCUAUGGAGGUGCACGCACCGCCCGCAUCCCCUGCUCCAAAACUCCCCAUCCCUUCAAUCGUUGUGGAAGAAGAGCCAAUGGAAGUUCAGGCUGCGGAGGCGGCGGGUGGCAAAACGAUGAGGAAAGGCAGGGAGGGAGCAACGCACCGAGCCAGAGGAAAAGGCCAUCGCACUCGGCCCAUGUCUCCGGAGCUAGAUUCUUCAGACGACUCGUACGUCUCUGCUGGAGAGGACCCACUGGAGGCGCCCCUGUUUGAGCUCCCCCUACAGGACACUGUGGCAUCUGCAGGCUCCGAUGUGCUACUGAUGUGCAUCAUCGCUGGCACUCCUGACCCAGAAGUGACAUGGAGGAAGGAAGAUGUGGAGAUGAGGAACAGCCCCACGCACACAGUGAAGGUGGAGGGAGAGAGGCACUCGCUGCACAUCAAACGCUCAAAACCCGGCGACGCUGGCACUUACUGCGUCACGGCAACCAACGAGGUGGGCCGAGCCACCUGCACUGCCACCCUUUUCAUUCAAGCAGACCCCAGGCAGGAGGCGCGGGGGACCCUCGGUGUACCCAUGGACAUCAGCAGCCCCAUCACGUCUGACGAGGAGUACCUGAGCCCCAUGGAGGAAGGCAUGGACUACGGGGUCCCAUCCUAUCGGGGGCCGGAGCCUAGGAAAAUCGUGGACACGCGAUUCAAGGAACCACCUUCCUUCCAGUUGACUCUCAAUGACCAGUCUGUGACUGAGGGGCAGGAGGUCACCAUGUCCGUGCGAAUGCAGGGCCAGCCCAAGCCUCUGAUUUACUGGCUACGGGACCGAGUGACGAUAAAAACCGCCGGCCGACGCGUCGUCCGGGAAACCGAGGAUGGAACGUUUGAGAUGAAGAUCACAUCGGCGCAGAGAUCCGACAUGGGAGUGUACACCUGCAAGAUCAUCAAUGAGUACGGAUCAAAGCAAUGUGAAUGCAAGCUAGAGGUCAAAGCAGCUCACUCAGAGGCGGUGCUGGUCGUGACGCAGCACGCGAGCGAUAUGACGGUGGUUGCCGGGGAGACGGCUCUGUUCGAGUGUCACAUGAUCGGCCCCCAGGACGUGGACGUGGAUUGGCUGUCGGACGGGAAGCUGAUCCAGCCGGCGCUGCUGAACUGUAAGAUGCACUUCGACGGGCGGAGGUGCAGGCUGCUCCUAAACUCUGUGCACGAGGACGACAGCGGAACAUACACCUGCAAGCUGAGCACAGCCAAAGAGGAGCUGACCUCCAGCGCCAGCCUGAAGGUCAUUCCCUCUAUCCAGCCUCUCUUUACCCGUAAGCUGGACGUCCUAGAAGUGAUCGAGGGGCGCACGGCCCGCUUCGACUGCAAGGUCAGUGGGACGCCCCCGCCCAGGGUCAUCUGGAGCCAUUUUGAGCACACGCUCGCAGACAGCGAGAACGUUCGGAUCCUAAAGGAGGGAGGGCGUCACUCCCUGGUCAUCGUGCACGUGACCAAUGAGAAUGAGGGCUUCUACACAGUCACCGCCCGCAACGCACACGGGGAGGCGGAGUGUGCGGCCGAACUCUACGUGCAGGAGCCGCGCCCUGCCAUCUCCUCCCAGAUGGCGAAGCUGGAGAAGAUGCCCUCCAUCCCGGAGGAGCCGGAGGUCCCGGACAGCGAGAUGGAGCGCUUCACCAUGCCCGACUUCGUGAAGCCGCUGUACGACCUGGACGUGGUGGAGGGGAAGGAGGCGGUGCUCAAGUGUAAGGUGGCUGGCCUCCCGUAUCCCACCAUCACCUGGUUCCACAACGGCAAGAAGAUCGACAACACGGACGAGAGGAAGAUGACGCAGUACAGGGACAUCCACAGUCUGGUCAUCCGCUCUGUCUGCCACGCUCACGGGGGUGUCUAUAAGAGCGUCAUUUCCAACAAGGUGGGGAAGGCUGCCUGCUAUGCCCACUUGUAUGUGACAGAUGUGCUCCCUGACCCUCCGGAUGGAGCCCCGGUUAUAGAGGGGAUCACAGGGAAGACCGUGUCCCUCAGCUGGAGGAAACCCCGGAGGCUUGACCCAUCUUUAGACGCCAGCUCUCUCAUGUACGCCAUCCAGCAGCAGGCGCUGGGGUCCAUCCAGUGGACCGUCAUCGUCUCCGGCCUGAGACAAACCUCCUACACGGUCAGCUCUCUCUCCAAAGGGGCUCGCUACUCCUUCAGAGUCCUGUCCGUCAUCAACAAGACCCUGAGCAAGCCCUCCCCAUCCACAGAGCCUGUACAACUUCUGGACCGGGGCCCGUACCUUCGAGAGGCCCCAGUCAUCACGGAUAAACCCGACGUGGUGUACAUGGUGGAGAACCAGUCUGUCAGCAUCACUGUCACACUCAACCACGUCCAGGCAGCCGUCACCUGGAAGAAGCAGGGCGUGGCUCUGGAGCACAGGCCGGGCGUGUGUGAGAUGAGCAUGCCAGACGAUGACCAGCACACACUGAAGAUGGUGAGGAUGAGGAGCUCAGACGUGGGCCAGAUCAUCUGCAUGGCCAGCAACGCGCUGGGCAGCGACUCCUGUAUACUCACACUGGAGAUGGCCGUGCCCCCCACGUUUGAGUCCAUCAUGGAGGACCUGGAUGUGCAGGUGGGAGAGACUCCUCGCUUCGUAGUGGUCGUCGAGGGAAAACCCGUCCCAGACAUCAUGUGGUACAAGAACGAUACGCUGUUGUCGGAGAGCAGCCACUUCUCCUUUGUGUACGAUGACAGCGAAUGCUCCCUGGUGGUGCUCAACAUCCAGGAGGAGGACUCUGGAGUGUACACCUGCACGGCCAAAAACCAGGCUGGGGUCGUGUCCUGCAAGGCAGAGCUCACCGUACAUACAGCCCCACCGGAGACAGAGGAGGCUAUGGAGGAUGAGGAGAGCGUUCUGAGGAAGAUGCGCAGGCUGACUGACUACUACGACAUACACAAGGAGAUCGGGAGAGGCGCAUUCUCCUACGUGAAGCGCGUGACGGAGAAAGCGGGGAAGGCAGAGUUUGCGGCGAAGUUCAUGAGCGCUCGCGCCAAGAAGAAGACCUCUGCCCUGCGCGAGAUGUCUCUGCUCUCCCGGCUGGACCACCAGCGCAUCGUCUACUUCCACGACGCCUUCGAGAAGAAGAACGCCGUCAUCGUCAUCACUGAGCUAUGUCACGAAGAGUUCCUGGAAAAACUGACGAAGAAGUCGAGCGUGAUGGAGUCUGAGAUACGGUCCAUUGUGAGGCAGCUGCUGGAGGGAGUGGGAUACCUCCACCAGAACAACAUUAUGCACCUGGACAUAAAGCCGGAAAAUAUCCUCAUGGCAGAUUCCGGCGGGGAACAGAUCCGGAUCUGUGAUUUCGGGAACGCUAUGGAGCUCACGCCCGACGAGGCUCAGUACUGCAAAUACGGCACUCCUGAAUUUGUUGCCCCAGAAAUUGUUAACCAAACACCCGUCUCCAAGGCAACAGACAUCUGGCCUAUCGGAGUCAUGACUUAUCUUUGUCUCACUGGGGUCUCUCCCUUCGCCGGGGAGAACGACCGCAGCACUGUGCUCAACAUCAGAAACUACAACGUUGCGUUUGAGGAGAGCAUGUUCGCGGACCUGUGCAGGGAAGCUAAAGGAUUUGUCAUCAAACUGCUGGUGGCGGAGAGACUGAGACCUGAUGCUAACGAAUGUCUCCGGCACCCAUGGUUUAAGAUGUUGACAAAGGGGAAGAGCAUCAGCACAGAGAGCCUCAAACAGUUUUUAUCCAGAAGAAAGUGGCAGCGCUCACUCAUCAGUUACAAAUCCAAAAUGGUAAUGAGGUCCAUUCCCGAGCUGUUGGACGACUCCUCCAGCCAUAUCUCCAUUGCCGUUCCAAGGCAUCUCAAAGAGGGCUCCCCUCCAGUGUCCUCAUCUUCCGACUCUGAUGAAGACAUCGAUGAGCUGCCUUUCAUCCCCAUGCCACACAUCAUGGACUUCUCUGGGUCCCGAAUGUCUCUGACUGAGAUUCCAGGGGAUGAGGAAGUGGAAGGCAGGCCCAACGGCACUGUCGAAGGAGUGGGCCAAAGUGCCCAGGGCGUGAUGCUCAUGGAGUGCGAGCCAUCAGAGAAGGAUGGUGGUGAGACGGUGGGGAGGGGGAGGGCCAGGAAAAGAGCCACACAGGAAGAGGAAGGGGGAUCUUCAGACGAGGAAACCGCGGAGGCUGCCAAGAGACCAGAUCAGCCGAAGAGACCCCUGCGCAAGAGUUCGAGCAUGGAUUCGGAAAAAGGCGAAGGAGUUCGCCGGAGGGGGGAGCUGCGGAGAGGGAGCUCCGCCGACAGUGCCCUGCUCCUCCACAUCAAGCCAGAGGAAGGCGCCGGUGAGGAAACGACAGAGGAUGGGAGAAAAGUCCUGAAAAAGGCCGUCUCCAUGGAGCUUCCACGCCGGAGCCCAAGUCCUGGCACGGGAAAGAUGAGCCAGGAGGACUACGCGCUGAAACUGGAGCUCAUGAGGCAACGGCUGCUGAGAGGUGGAUCUGUCGACAACAAGAUGAGUGGCCUCCGGGGCCCUCUGCUGGAGACUCUGGGCAUGGGCGAGGAGAAGCGAUACUCUUCGCUGGAUCGGUACGUGCGCCCGUCCCGGCUCGGUGUCAUGCCUCUGACUCGGGCGGCCUCCAGUGACAGCCCAAGGGACGACACCCCAAAGACCAAGGUGCUCCGCAAGAGCGCCUCCUUCAGCCAGGGCGACGCUGAACCCAUCCCCCUCCACAGGCGCUCCGGGGCACCCUUAGAGAUCCCCUUGGCUCAGAUAGAGGAGCGGAGACUGCAGGAAGCCCCAUCCAUGUCUGCUCUUACAGAGCAGCCCAAGCUGGACUCCCUCCCAACCACUCCAAAAGACCUCUCCAAACCACCCACCCCCGAACUAGAUGAGCAGGAGGAGGUGAUCAGCAGCAGAAUGACAAGAGACUCCUCAGAGGAAAGGGAAAGAGAUUUGGAAGAAGACCAGGCAGAUGGUGUGUCAGGACAGGGUGAUGCUACCGUUCUUCCGGAGAGAAAUAUGAGCAUGUUAGAGGAAGAAAGAGAAGAAGAAGCAACCAAAGAAUGUGAGAGUGUGUCUGAGAUGACUCCCAGAACAGUGGAAGAAGAAGAGGAGGAAGGAAAAGUAAAGGAUGGAAGUCAGGAGGAGAAUUCUGCCAUCAGGAUGGAAGAGGAAGAAGAGAGGUUGCAGAGCUCUGUGAUUGUGAUGCCUGUGGCCCCUGCUACAAAGGCGCCACCGCCUGUUAUCCCAACAAUUAUAACCCCCUCCCCACCUACCCGUGUUACUCUGCCCGAUGGUAGGACCUCUGCAUAUGCCAGCAUCAUGCAGACUAUCAUGGUCCCAUCUCUCCAGCCUGCUAAUGCCCCUGCGCCUGCAUCCACUGCACCCACAAUCGCCGCUACCCCAAUUCCCACCCCAACUCCAUCUCAGCCAGAACCUUCCUCAUGGACUGAACACCCUGCAGUCUUUUCAAGAGUGGCAUCCACUGAACAGCCAGUGAAGGAACCCAGUCCCACCAAGACUUCCACCCAGCCAUCCCUUCCAAUGGAACCAGGCCCUGGGCAGGACAUCAAAGACAUCACCUCUGAGGAGGUAUUUGAGUCCAGGUUCAAAAAGAGGGAAUCAUCCCUGACACGUAGCCUGAAGCUCCUGACUAGAUCCAAAGGGGAGGAGAAGCCUUCAGUCGAUGUUCCCACUGCUGGGGAAGAGAUUUAUCGCCCAGGGCCAACCGGUGCUCCUCUGCAGUUUGUCAAGCCGGAAUUUUCCAGGAGGCUAGAGGAGAAGUCAAAGUCUGUCCAGGAUCUCCGGGAAGCUUCGAAGGACAGCAGCUUCAUGAAGAGGCUCUCCCUGCGCUUGAAGAGAGCUCCCUCUACCGAGAGGAAGGAGGAGCCACCUGCUCCUGAGCCUGGCACACCCCGACGCAGGCUGUCCUGGGGCAUGGGCCGCACAAGGUCCCAGGACAAGAAGGAGGUGGAGAUGGUGAGGAUGGAUGGGGUAUCAGAGCCUCAGCAGGAGGAAGAAAUCAGGGAGCCUAAGAAGACCUCAGAGUCGCCCGUCCUGGCCAUGCGCAAGAAGAUUGAGUCAACAGUGGCCGGGAUCUCCAUGCGCAUCCGCAGCCAUUCGAUGGACCGGAAGGAGGACAAGAACCAGGAGGACAAGGACAAGCCAGAGAGCAAGAGGACACCCCUACUGUCAAUCCUGCGUCGCACCAGCUCUGAGGGAGUGAAUCUGAAGAAGAUGGGCCUGACUUCACAGUCAAGCACCACCGCCUCCACAGAGUCCCUCGAGUCAAUGUCCAGCAUCCAGUCAGAGACCUCUACCAAAAGUACACCGGCAGCUGCAGACGAGCGCAGGUCGAGGUGGGAUCGAUGGGGCCUGACCAGGGGCCGGAGAGAUAAGACAGUGUCACAGCCAGACAUCCCUUCAGCAAUCGCUCGAGAGAAUGGUUCUCUGCGGGGUCGGCAAUAUUCUCGUCUAGCCUCAGACUUCCCUCCAGUUUUCCACAUCAAGUUGAGGGACCAUGUCCUUCUGGAGGGAGAUCCUGUCACUCUCAGCUGCCUCCCGGCUGGCAGCCCCCCUCCACGCAUUGCUUGGGUGAAAGAUAAGAAGCCCCUGGAGAUCGACCCCAGGAUGAACAUGAUCUCCUGUCCAGACGGCCGGCAGCUGCUGAUGAUCAUGAAGACCACCAAGAAUGAUGCCGGGCUGUACGAGUGUGUGGCCACCAAUCCCCUGGCCACCGUCACCAGCUCCUGCAUCAUCUCUCUGGCCCGCCUGCCAAACCGCCCUGGGACCCCAGAGAUCCCACAGAAGUACAGGAACACCGCCCUGGUGCUGUGGAGGCCUUCAGACACCCUGGCCCCCUGCACGUACUCCCUGGAGAGGAGGACUGAGGGUGAAGCAAACUGGCUGAUUGUAGCGACUGGUGUGGCUGAGUGCUACUACAAUGCCACUGAACUUCCACCAGGGGGCACCUUCAGGUUCAGGGUGGCCUGCGUCAACAAGGCCGGCCAAGGGCCCUACAGCAACCUCUCCGAGAAAGUGUGCCUGGACUCUACAGGAACCAAACCUUCUGGCAUUGUCAUCGUGAAGACCGUCCCUUCCCUGAAGCUUGCGGUCGUGACCACUCCAGAGAGCGGUCCGGUUACCGAUUCUCCUGUUACAACCCAAGCUCCUGCUCCUUCCCCACCUCAAAAGUCUGCCCCCAAACCGACCCGCCCUUCCCCUCCGAGGGAGGCUGUUGCCCCUGCCCCCAAACCCACCCGACCUUCCCCACCUCGAGAAUCUGCCCCCAAACCAACCCGGCCAUCCCCACCCCGAGAAUCUGCCCCCAAACCAACCCGCCCCUCCCCACCCCGAGAAUCUGUUGCCCCUGCCACCAAACCCACCCGUCCUUCCCCACCUCGAAGCAUUGCCGCUGGGGUCGCUAAGCCUCCGUCCCCCACCCCUCCAGCUGAUGUGCCUUCUGCCCCCCCGGCCAAGCCCUCCCCACCCCACCGCACCGUCACACCCAUCCAGAUCUCCCCCUCCGUCACCCCCACCAAGGCAAAGACCACCCUAAACAUUACCGUCACCACCGCCUCAACCGCAGCGCCUCCCACUCAGACCCAAGUCCUGUCCACCAAGGCCCUGCCUCCCAUCCUGCCCAAACCACAGAGCCCUGUCAACGUGGUCCCUCCCCUGUCUCAGACCGCCCCGCCCCCUCUGGUGUCCCCGCCCCCGGCCAUUGGUAAGCCAAUCUCCUCUGUGCCCCUGUACGCCCCCUCCCCCACAGCCCCCGCCCAGGUGGUCAGCCCCUCCCUCUCCCCCCCUGUUGUCCUGGUGACCAGCCUGAGCCCUGUGGGCGACGGCACCACCACACCCUCCAGACUGACCCCCACGGGACGUGCCACGCCCUCCGGGCGAAUCACACCCUCUGGCCGCAGGACGCCCUUGGGCAAGCCUGGAGAGACCAGCCUACGGCAGGGGGUCCCCCAGAAACCCUACACCUUCAUGGACGAAAAGGCCAGGGGCCGUUUCGGCGUGAUCAGAGAGUGCCGGGAGAACGCCACGGGGAACCUGUUCAUGGCGAAGAUCGUGCCAUACGAGCCGGACAGCAAGCAGGCGGUGCUGCAGGAGUACGACAUCCUCAAGUCCCUGCACCACGAGCGCAUCAUGGCGCUGCACGAGGCCUACGUCACGCCCCGAUACCUGGUGCUCAUCUCCGAGUGCUGCACAGGGAAGGAGCUGCUCUACAGCCUAAUCGACAGGUUCCGCUACUCGGAGGACGAUGUGGUGUCCUACCUGGUCCAGAUCCUGCAGGGGCUCGAUUACCUGCAUAACCGCCGCAUUCUGCACCUGGACAUCAAGCCUGAAAACAUCAUCGUCACCCCCAUGAACUCCGUCAAAAUCAUUGACUUCGGCAGCGCACAAAACUUCAACCCGCUCUUCCUCAAACAUUACAGCCACCGGAUGGGGACGCUAGAAUACAUGUCUCCAGAGAUGCUGAAAGGGGACGUGGUGGGACCCCCUGCUGACAUGUGGAGUAUCGGGGUCCUGACCUUCAUCAUGCUCAGCGGCAGACUGCCUUUCAUGGAGAAAGACACACAGGAGACCGAAGUCAAAAUCCUGGCCGCCAGAUUUGACCUCAGCAAGAUCUACCCAAAUGUAUCCCAGAGUGCAUCUCUGUUCCUGAAAAAGAUCCUGUGCAGCUAUCCAUGGGCACGCCCCACCAUUAAGGACUGCUUCAGUAACGCCUGGCUGCAGGACGCAUACCUGAUGAAGCUCCGGCGGCAGACGCUCACCUUCACCACCACCCGUCUGAAGGAGCACGUGGUGGAGCAGCAGCGGCGACGCUCCGAGGCAGCCACCAAACACAAGGUCCUCUUGCGCUCAUACCAGAGCACGCCGACUACGCCAACCACACCUACGCCCACCACGCCCGGCACCAAGUGAGCCAGCCAGCGCAGCCCUGGAGGGCCAGGGGGCAGGCAGGGCAGGGGGGGGGGCAGAGGGGAGAUAGCAUGUCAGGGCCUCCAGGAGGAAGGAGUAAGACACGCUCCCUGACCUCCGACCCCCGACCCCACCCCCUUCUGCUCCAGACCUGAGGGCCGAGGCUUUGUUUCCACCACCCCCACCCCUUUUGAGGUGGGGCAGGGCAGGGCUCCGUGGCAGACUGGCCACACCCACACAGGCCUAGUCCUCAGAGACCUGAUGACAGGACGCCUCGCUCCUGAAACCAGACUGGCUCCCAAAGCAGAUACCUCACCGCCCGUCCGACAGCAUGCUUCUGCUUCUGUGUUCUGUACAGGAGCCGUUUCCCCUCAAACCUCUCGCCUCCUUCUUAACUCCAGUCUUGCCCCCUGAGCGUCAGUCACUGCAGAUGGAUUGGGCUGAGAAGAGUGGAGAAUGCUGAGCCAUUACAGAAUGAGGAAUCACAUUCUCUGACUGAAGCUCUCUUCUCUAAAAAUCUCUAAAAAAGAUCCAGCUCUAGCACCGUUGAUGAAAGUGUAAGGUGAUGUGAUUAUGUAAUGUUACCCAGCAUCACACUGGGAACUUACUUGCGGAGAAGUAAAGUGUUCAUCUUUCUCUUCUGCAUUUAAAAGCUUAGUCAUGUUAUUUUCUUGUGUUAAUUAUUUUAUCAGUAAUUAUCAGUGUACAUCAAGAGUUUUCGCAGCAGUCGCAAUGAUUGACAGUAAAUAUGGGUAAAUAUUUUUCCGACAAGUUAUCCAGUGUCAUUGCAAGACAAAACAUUAAAACAAAUGUUUCUUUCAUGGAUCCCGUGGUUAUAGGCUGUGGUCUGACCUCAGUCAAUACUAGAGUGUCAUGGUCAGAACUACGUACAACCACUAGCACAGGAAGGGAAGGAGAAGGUGGCUGUACUGAAGCACCUUUAAACCUUUCAGUGACACCUGCUAGUUCUGUAGAGUUCUUAUACAUCCACAAGGAAGUCAUGACCACCAAAUAUCACUGGUAUGUACAGAACAGCUGCUAAAGAUGGCCUCAUUAGUCAGGACUCUAGAUAAGCUAUAUCUUUGUUAUGUUCUAUAAUGCCAGUUUGUGGAAAAUGGAGAGAGACUGCCCGAUGACGGAGGCAGGUGGGUGUACAGGAUCACAGAAAAAGGAGGGUAUGAAGUGGGGAUGUUUGGAAAGGGAGCUCCUGCAGUUAUUCCUUAGCUUCACCUUGGGCCACACCUUUAUCAGUCCUGUGGCAGGCCCUGACAACACAGAUGUGUGCCCAUGCAGAUUCUGCCUGUUCAAUGUAUGGAGCUAAACUCCUUCCUCCAGAUUGGCUGUCAUAAGUCAGAUUCUAUUUUCGAAAAAGAGAGAACUAGUUUUCACUGAACAAAGUAGGAUUUGCAUUUUUAUUUUAUGUCAUUUUUAUUUACUUUAUUUUAUUUUUAUUUUUGGGAAGCAUGUAUGUCUCUGGCACAUGAAGCAUUCACUAUAAAAAAUAACCUGGCCUAACACUUUUCUGGCUUUAACUCUUAUCUGUCUUGUGGUAGUACUUUUUCUGUACUUACUGCAUAGUCACACCCCUGCAAUAUGUUUUUUUUAUUUUUAAAUAUGAUAUGACUGAAUUUAAUUGUGAUAGGAAUCCAUGCUGAUGAAUUUCAAAUUAAGAUUUUUUAAAUCACAAAUUGUCAGCAUAGCAUGUAUUGAAAUUACCUUUUGGAUUUGAUAUAGCUUACUGACAUUUUGAAAUGAAUUGGCAAAAAACAACAGUUUUGUUUGUUUCAGAAAACAAGAAUGGGAAAAUGACAAAAUACAAAACAAUACAUACCUACAUAGCUGAAAAAAUAUUUUUAAAAUGAUUUUGAAACAUUGAAAUCAGUGUUUUCUGUUUUUUUUUCCGUUGGAGUAAUUUACAAUAUCAAUACAUGAACUAGGAUUGAUGUUGGACACAACCUAUGAUAUUGGUUUAAUAGAGUAGAAGUAUUGUACUUGAUAUGGUGUGUAACCAGGAAAUUAGUGACAGCACUAAUAUGGGUCGUGUACCGUAGCUGAUUGUAAAAUUCCCUUUUAUUUUCCAAUUUUUUGAGCAAAUGCAACAGUGUUUUUUGGCAAUAGACUGUUUACAGAAGUCUUCUUGAAUGUGUAAUUGGACUUUGUGGUCAAGUGUGAGAAUGUCGAUUAGCUGCUUGCGUAAUACAGUCAGUAUGUUUGGCGUGAAGCUGUCAUAGAACUGUGAUUCAAUAACAGAACAAACUGUUGUGUUCCUUAUCUAUGGAGUAAAUCUGGGAGUGUUCCUUCAAAGCCUCGGUGUUCAUUACGGAUGAUAUUAUCCUCAGAAUAUUUCACAUUGGUAUGGUUGGUCAUAUAGGAAGAGCCCACAAGGAUAUUUUUGUUUGUUUGUUUUUUAUGAUCUUUUACGUUGACUGUGUAUAUAUAGACAGGAUGCCUUGAGAGUUCUUGUGAAUGUUAUUAGAGUUUAUGGGGGAUUCUUGCACAGCCCAGCAUAACAUACAGUACGGUGAACUGCAUUCUUGCAUUUGGAGAAAAUUAAGCAGAAUUCAGAGCAGUUACGCCACAUAAAUGUUGAAUGUCGAGACGAGUUACACACCAGGUUGUGGUUCUGGUCACGUGCCACUGAUUUCCAGGGCACGGGCAUUCAUAGAUAUGAAUGCCUUUCUGUACUCUGUCACUAUGGAAACAGUACAGUACCUGCCCCCGACCGUUAAUUUUGGGUUCCUGUUUCCAGGUCUCUAGAUGCCCCCCUCCCCGCCCCCCACCCAACAGGAAGCCCAGUCCAAAGGACAGGCUUCAUGGGGCAGGCUCGUUCCCAGGGCAGGCCUUGCAGAGUUUAGUACAUCUUAGUGGGUCAUUAAACGGUUACAUGUGGGGAAUCUUUGGGUUUGUGAAAGACCCUUCGGCAUUAAAGAUGCUCCCUCCAUUCAGCACCAGCUCUUGGGAACGAGCCUCUUUAAAACCCACAGACAGGAGCAUGCCAUGUGUAAAUUCACAGCAGUUGACGGUCCUUUUCAAUCGUAUGUAAAGUGUUUUUUUCCAGUGGUUUUGUUUAUUUAUUUAUUUAUUGUUCAGACUCCAGUUGGAAACUUUUACAACUUUGUGGAAUUACUCAUUUAACUCUGGUGUGGCUCGACGGCAUGAUAGCUGAGUACAAAGACUCCUAAUAAAAAGCGUAUGACAAACUGUA
Messenger RNA from Conger conger (European conger), 15115 nucleotides. RefSeq names its product striated muscle preferentially expressed protein kinase-like. The transcript is spliced from 40 exons. The record is from RefSeq and is a predicted model, not a curated record. Gene Ontology annotation, biological process: protein phosphorylation. NCBI's taxonomy places the organism in Eukaryota, Metazoa, Chordata, Actinopteri, Anguilliformes, Congridae. Gene Ontology annotation, molecular function: protein kinase activity; ATP binding; protein binding. Bases 937 to 11913 code for a protein of 3658 amino acids.